GCCUCCCUACAGUCAGGAGCGCCCAACUUUCCUGAGGAGCACACGCUGCGUGCCUGGACCUCGCUGCGCCACAGGGACCUUGUUUCCAACUGCUUUUUCCCACGAGAUGUUGACUGUGGUCGUGCGACGACAAUAUCUCCUCGCCUCGCGGUCUCGCACAAGAUUGAACUAGAGAAACAUUAUCUCUCUUAUUUUUUUAUUUCUUUUCUUUUUUUUCCCUUUUUUUUUUUUUUUUUUUUUUUUUUUUUUUUUUAACUGUGCGCUGACAACUCCGGGGCCAAUAACCACGCAGUGCGCACAGGUACAGACUGCCCUCCUGAACAGGGACUGUCCAGAAGCAGCACCGGGAGUUUCGAUUGUUAUUAUUGAUUUCAACUUGGAGACGAAAGUGACCGAUCUGUUGGAAUUGGUUUGUUCAAUGACGUGCACGGUUGGAUCUGAAGUUAUAUUCGGAAAGCUGUAACAAUAAGAGAUUUUUUUAAAACCACAAACUCUUGCUACUGGAGGUUGGUCGACCAUGCAGCUGGACGGUCUGUGGACAGUCCACGCCCUCCUGGCACUGUCCAGCUUCGCUCUCGGGAACCCAGUGAUCAAUGACCCAUUGGCUGCACCCCGCGUCUUCAUCUCCUUCAAAGAGCUGAGAUCCACCGGUACUGCUCAUCACUUCGCCUACCUCCUCAACACAUCUGACUACCGGAUCCUGCGUAUGGAUGAGGACCAUGACCGCAUGUAUGUUGGCAGCAAGGACCACAUCCUGUCCCUGGACCUCCAUGAUAUCAACAAGGACCCACAUAUCAUCCACUGGCCAGUGUCCGAACGAAGAAGGAUGGAGUGCCUUGUGAGUGGGAAGGACGCCAAUGAGGAGUGUGCAAACUUCAUCCGACUGAUCGAGCCAUGGAACCGGACUCAGCUGUACAUCUGUGGGACAGGAGCUUACAAUCCAGUCUGUACCUUUGUCAACCGCGGACGCAAACCUCAGACGUCCAUGUAUCUGCAGAUGGCCCAGGCCAGAGGAAGGGCUAGCCGCGCAGCUGAACCCAGCGCGGUGCACGAGACACUUGGACUAAAGGAAGAAAUCUUCCAUUUGGAGCCGGGCAAAGUGGAAUCUGGGAAGGGAAAGUGCUCCUACGACCCGAAGCUCAACAGCGUGUCAGCUUUGAUCAAUGGUGAACUGUAUGCUGGGGUCUAUGUUGACUUUAUGGGAACAGACUCUGCCAUUUUCCGUACUUUGGGGACAAAGACCGCCAUGCGAACAGAUCAGUACAACUCCAGAUGGUUAAACGACCCCACUUUUAUCCACGUACACCUCAUCCCCGACAGCGCGGAGAGAAAUGACGACAAGCUGUAUUUCUUCUUCCGGGAGAAGUCCUCUGAGAUGGGCCAGAGUCCUGUGACCCAGUCCCGUAUAGGACGCAUCUGCCUGAAUGAUGAUGGAGGCCACUGCUGUCUGGUCAACAAGUGGAGCACCUUCCUGAAGGCCAGGCUCAUCUGCUCGGUGCCAGGGGCCGACGGCAUGGAGACGCACUUUGAUGAGCUUCGAGAUGUUUAUAUACAGCCAACACAGGAUACAAAAAAUCCUGUGAUAUAUGGAGUGUUCUCUGUCUCUGGCUCAGUCUUCAAAGGCUCAGCAGUUUGUGUCUACUCCAUGGCAGACAUCCGCAUGGUCUUCAACGGACCCUUCGCCCACAAGGAGGGUCCCAAUUACCAGUGGGUGGCCUACACUGGGAAGAUCCCCUACCCUCGACCCGGCACGUGCCCUGGAGGUACGUUCACCCCCAACAUGAAGUCCACUAAGGACUAUCCAGAUGAAGUGAUUAACUUUAUGAGGAAUCACCCUGCUAUGUACAACGCCGUGUACCCAGUACACAAGCGCCCCCUGGUGGUUCGGACCAAUGUGGACUAUGAGUUCACCACCAUCACCGUGGACCAGGUGACAGCUGCAGAUGGCAACUAUGAAGUGCUCUUCUUAGGAACUGACAAGGGAACGGUUCAGAAAGUCAUCGUUCUGCCCAGAGAUGACCUACAGACUGAGGAGCUGGUCCUGGAGGAAGUAGAGGUUUUCAAGGUCCCUACUCCGAUUACAACAAUGAAGAUCUCAUCCAAAAGACAACAGCUGUAUGUGUCGUCUGUAGUAGGGCUGACCCAGUUGGCUCUUCACCGGUGUGAUGUGUACGGCGAGGCCUGUGCUGACUGCUGUUUGGCCAGAGACCCUUACUGUGCCUGGGAUGGCAAGUCCUGCUCCCGUUACUCUGCCUCGCAGAAGAGGUCUGACCCCUUUAGACGUAGCCGGAGACAGGACGUCAAGUACGGGAACCCCAUCCGCCAAUGCCGAGGCUUCAACUCUAACGCAAAUAAGAACACUCUGGAGAUGGUGCAGUACGGUGUGGAGGGAAGCAGUACCUUCCUGGAGUGUCAGGCCCGCUCUCCACAUGCUGUCAUCAAAUGGCAUCUGCAGAGAGAUAACAGCGACCGCAGGAAAGAGAUGCGUUCUGAUGGUCGGGUUUUGAAGACAGAGCAAGGUCUACUCCUGCGGUCUCUGCAGCCCUCUGACUCUGGCAUGUACCAAUGUACGGCCACAGAGAAGAACUUCAAACACUCGUUGGUCAAGCUGCAGUUGGUGGUGCUGUCGAGCCGGGCCGUCAACAACGUGCUGGUGGAGGGUGGAGGAGGGCUGGUGCCGUCCACUCUCCACUCCAGCAGCACCCAGUGGACCCCCAGUGCAGGCCAGUACAGGGACCUGCUGACCAUCCUGAGCCAGCCAGAGAUGACCCUGAUCAAUCAGUACUGCCAGGACUACUGGCAGUUCGGAGACCCGCUGCUGGGCGCCCUCAAGGCCAAAGACCUGAAGGAGUUCAAGGAGCAGAAGAAGCCCCGCAACCGCCGGCAUCAUGGGGAGGGGGAGGAGAAAGAGGAGCACGAGGAGGCAGAGACAUGAGGAGCCCAGCUUUGUGUCUGAAACACCCUCAACCACCCUUCCCCCCACCCUGUGAAAACUGGGAGAGACUCAUUGAGAGUAGCAACAUGAAAAAAUCCACAAACCGAAAAAAAAGCAAACUGAGAAAAAAGAGGCUUGCAAACAAAACCCCACAUACAUCCUCUCAAACAGUAAGAUAUAUGAUACACAGUAUUUAUUGUAGGUUGUAUAUAGUAUCAUUCUGUGGAUUUCUUUGUACUUAUAGAAAAAAACAUGCUCUUUGUGUAUAGGUACCUUUGGGGCAAAUAUUAUUGUUAUUAUUGAUGUUGUUAAUUUUAUUGUUGCUGUUACUGUCAUUACAAAACUCAUCUGUCAGCAUCAUAUGACCUUGGCGACUGUUUGGAAUGUGUUAUCAAGCAUGUAAGCUGUUAGGAGCGAGCUACGAGAAGCUCUCUAUAACGGGGACAUGAGUUGUUGAUAAGGGGUGAUGGGAUGUCUGUUGUUUCUUGCUUGCUUUGACUCAAUGCCAGGACUCUUUUAUUUCUGGACACUCCAGGAACGCCUGUGAUGCAACCUCCUCGUGGCUACAUGCAGACAGAGACGUAAUAUUGCAAGGGGACCAUCGACACAUGGUCCCAGUUAUUGUGGGGAAACAAUACUUUCUACAUGGGAACCCAGAUGUACAGAUGACUGUUAAAAUAUUCUCACUGGUGUAAUUGGGCAUUUUAAUAGGAAACUGGUCCUUGUCCUUUGUUUUUUUAUCUUCUAAUUCCUUCUUGAUGGGAGGUUUAAUUGUAAAAUUAUGCAGCAUCUUUGCUACUUUUCAGCCCAGAUACUAAAUAUGAUUAUUUAAAUCUCAAUCUUACUCUACUUUGAGUAACCUGCAGCUUCUUCUGGCCAUGAACUUAAGUUUGAAAAGGAUACAUAGAUGAAAGCGAAACAAGCGUCAUAUAAGUUUUUAUGAAAUCUAUUAGGAAAUAUAAUGGUUGGGUUCUUUUCAAAUGCAAACAUCCUUUGAACUGAGAUUGAGGUGCAAUAAAGGGCAUUAUUUUUUUACUUUCAAGGGACAUUGGCUGGGGCCAAAUGCAACAAGCACACUCGGGCAAGUUAUAGUUGACUUCUGUAAAAAAACAAAUUCAAUUUAAGAUGAAAGAGGUGCCCAGAUCAGGCAGCAGUUGUUAGCUCUGAGCAUACAAGACAUCUUUUGUUCUUUCUUCCUUUGACAUUCAUAUGUGGAAAAAAAAAUUGCCUAUAUACACAACAGAGCAUUGUAACAAUGUUGUGACACUAACCAAAAUAUUGGGAAGCUGGCUUUCAUUGUGUGCAUGAACCUGUAUUUGUACUGUAAUUCAGAUAAGAUACUGUGUGGUUGUUUUGUUUUUUUCAGUUUUUCAUCUCUAGGGGUGUACAGUAUGGUCUCUGAGGGACAUCCGUACAGGAAAAUGUAGAAAACAAAUGCUUUAAAGAUGCCCUCAUUUCAAAUAUACUCUGUAUAGAGCAUGAUGCAUCUUUUCAUUGGCAAAAAUAUAGAAUUUGUCAAAGCAUUAAGUGAAAUUAUCUCUCGUGUUUGUUUUUGGAUAGCACAUAAUAUGGCUAAGUAUCAUUUAAAAAUCAUUCAAUGGCAUAUUAAUUAUGUCUACAAAGGCAGUUUGAAUUUGAUGAGAGGGCUGUUAUUAAAGGAUGAGUGACAAUUCUAUUGAUUAGAAUUUUUAUGCUCACCCUCUAGUACACCAUGCAUUUCUCCAGGAAGUGAUAUUAAUGACAUUUUCAUGUAUAAGAAUAUAUGAUUGGAUAAAUAAAACCAUCUAGAACAGGUGCAAAUUCAUUUUCAUAUCAUUCUGACAUUUCAAGGCUUUUAAUAGACCUUGUCUAGCUUGUAUUCAGGCUAUAUAAAAGUCAUCUUGAAUGCCUCUGAGAAGAUGCAUCCAUAAUUCAUACAGCGGUAUCUGUAUCUGCUCCUCAAUUUGGGAUCUGUCUGCAUUCCCAGAAUCGACCCCAACUCCUGAUUGUCUCCUCCAGAUGAGACCAGGGGUUAUCCAGCAAAAAAAUGCAAAGAAAGGUUGUACAAUUUGUUGGUAUUUUUAAAAAUGUGUCUGUAGUUUUUGAGUGUUUUUGUUUGUUUUGUAUUUUUGCAUCAUCAGACUUUAUGGAAAAAAGAAAAUAACUAAAUGCACAGAGGUGAUGUUAUUGUAAUGACUUGUGUAAAUUACUCUAUCUUCCCUUUCCAUUGUUGUUGCUGACUAAUAAAUUAAAGCUCUAUAUUUUAUAAGAAUGGAAUGCUCCCCCCCUUCAUUGUGAUUGGCUUGAUACUGGAUGUUUUCCAUGUUCUGCACAGAACCCUCUGGAUCCUUGGAAUAAAGUUGUACCUGUUAAAGAGA
Molecule: messenger RNA, 5292 nt
Organism: Siniperca chuatsi (mandarin fish)
Lineage: Eukaryota; Metazoa; Chordata; Actinopteri; Centrarchiformes; Sinipercidae
Gene: sema3fb
Product: sema domain, immunoglobulin domain (Ig), short basic domain, secreted, (semaphorin) 3Fb
Exons: 19
Coding region: 518-2935 (805 amino acids)
Biological process (GO): positive regulation of cell migration; semaphorin-plexin signaling pathway; axon guidance
Molecular function (GO): chemorepellent activity; semaphorin receptor binding
Source: RefSeq, a predicted model, not a curated record